Messenger RNA from Heterobasidion irregulare TC 32-1, 1068 nucleotides. RefSeq lists its product as uncharacterized. The record is from RefSeq and is a predicted model, not a curated record. The transcript has 2 exons. The annotation marks the transcript as partial. Lineage: Eukaryota; Fungi; Basidiomycota; Agaricomycetes; Russulales; Bondarzewiaceae.
CCCCAGGCUUCACAGACAGGCUCCCCCGGCGAAGACGAGGAGAACGGCACCCUGGUGUCCGUCUCCACCACCUUCUUUCCAGGCGCCGCUCUCGACCCAGGCGCUCUCGCCGACCUCGUCGUUCUCUCCUCCGACUCUGUCUUCUUCUAUGUCAGCUCCCACAGGCUCCUCCGAGCCUCAGAAAACGCUUUCAAUUUCUUGCUCCCGGUGCCCCCAAAGAAAGAAGGAGAGGCGCCUGGCCACAUUCUUUCUCUUCACGAACACUCCGCCGUCAUAAAUGUUCUCCUGCAUGCGAUCUACAACAUGCCCGUGGGCCAUUACUCUCCCGCGACAGAGACCAUGAUCGCAGCCGUGCACGCCAUGGCCACGUACGGAAUUCCUGCCAAGACCCAUGUAGCACCAUCCACCCCUCUAUUUAACGCACUUCUUGCCAACGCCUCGUCGUCCCCCGUCGAAAUAUACGCCCUUGCAGCUUCGUGUGACCUUUACGACCUCGCGAUGUCCAUAUCCCCACAUCUUCUCUCAUUCCCCCUUUCCUCUCUGACAGACGAUAUAGUGAAGAAAGUGGGGCCCGUAUACCUCAAGCGCCUGUUCUUCCUGCAUCUCGGCCGUGUCGACGCUCUCAAACGCCUCCUGCUCCCUCCUCCACAUCCGCAUGCUCCAACGUCAUCUUGUGAUUCUACAGAUCAAAAGAAGCUCACACGGGCUUGGGCGUUGGCCUCGGCGUAUCUGGCGUGGGAUGCUCGACCGGAUCUGUCCACAGCGUCUAUCGAAGCUGCACUCGCCCCGCUGGCCGUCCACCUGUCAUGCGACCUAUGCAAAAUCUCACUUCGGGAAAGGAUCAACAACCUUCUCGUCCAGUGGUCCGUCGUCAAGGUAGGCAGAUUCCGUUUGGCGAUAUCAGCAUUCAGAUUGGGCUCACUAUUCCAAAGAGGACUAUCUAAAUUUUCUUCAUCGGUACGUCUGUCAGAUUCAGUUCGUAGGAAGAAGACCUGUCACUUACGUUGGCAACUCUCCAGCUCAAGACCCGGUUCAAUCUCUGUCGGUUCAAAAAUAACACACGCAUGA